CUCGGGGGUAUGGUCGGAGGUGUCGGUGCCCGAGUCAUGAGAGGUCCAGGCUGGAAAUGGGACAAGCAGGACGGCGGAGAGGGCCACCUGGGCACAGUUCGGAACUUCGAAUCCCCUGAGGAAGUUGUCGUUGUGUGGGACAACGGCACCGCUGCGAACUACAGAUGCUGUGGGACUUACGAUCUCCGAGUCGUGGACAGUGCACCAACAGGGGUCAAACACGACAACACAAUGUGCGACAGCUGUUGCCAGACGCCAAUCUUCGGAAUUCGAUGGAAGUGCGCUGAGUGCUCAUCGUACGACUUGUGCUCAGUCUGUUAUCACGGCAACAAGCACAUGCUGUCACAUCGCUUCUACCGAAUAGCGACACCCUAUAGCGAGAAAGUUCUCUGCGAACCCCGGAAGAGGUCCAAGAAGGUUUCCCUGCGAGGAAUAUUCCCCGGCGCGAGGGUUGUGCGGGGCGUCGACUGGCAAUGGGACGAUCAGGACGGCUCCAGACCGGGCAAGGUGACCGAGAUUCAAGAUUGGAGUGCGACGAGCCCAAGGAGCGCAGCGUACGUCCAGUGGGAGACAGUCUGUGUCCGGAAUCUGUAUCGGGUUGGUUUCGAGGGCAUGUCAGAUCUGAAAGUUCUUCAAGACGGGAAGGGAGGCCACGUUUACAGAGACCAUUUGCCGGUGUUGGGUGAACACGGAAGUCUCAUCAGCUCUGUAGGACAGCUCAAAGUCGGAGACAUGGUCACCAUCGAGCUAGAGGCAAACAUAGUGAAGAGCCUCCAGGUUGAUCACGGGGGAUGGGCUGACGGCAUGCUGGAAGCAUUGGGCAGCACCGGUACCGUUGUCGGCAUUGAUGAGGAUAAUGACGUCGUCGUGGCUUAUCCGUGUGGCCGGCGAUGGACAUUCAACCCUUGCGUUCUGACGAAAAUUUUCACCUCAUCCAACGCUGCUCAGACACGGGGUGCUGCCACGACAACGUUCACGGCGAACUUGCUCUCCGAAGGAGGCGCCACGGGCGGAACCUCGUCCGGAAGUUCUCCGGAUGAACUCCAAGUGAAUGAUUUCGCGCAGAUCUGCUCCGAUGUGGAGCGUUUGAAAAUGCUGCAACAAGGUCACGGCGACUGGGCCGACGCGAUGUUGCUGAGCGUUGGUAAAAUCGGUCGGGUGCGGCAGGUGUACUCCAACGGUGACGUCAAGGUCCAGGUUCAGAGCGGAGAGUGGACAUUCAAUCCGCGAGCUUUGACAAAGAUCCGCCCGGACGCGGCGAAGGGCUCCGGUGAUCGCUUGAUGAGCCAGCUCCUGAAGCGCUAUUUCGUCACUCAAUCCACCGGGGAUAUCAACGAAGAUCUUGUACGCUCGGCGGGCUCAGGAGACGCUCACAAAGUCGAAGAGCUUCUUAAAAGGGAUGCCGACGUCAACGGCGUCUACGAACUCCAUACCGCGCUGCAAGCCGCCUGCCAGAACGGGCACAUGGCGGUCAUACGCGUCCUCCUGACGUACGGGGCCGACGUCGAGAUCGAAGAUAACCACGGGGACCGAGCAAUACAUCACGCGGCGUUCGGGGACGAGCCCGGCGCCAUUCAACUGCUUGCGCAAGCUAAUGGCGAUCUCAACGCUCGGAACAAACAACGUCAAACCCCCCUCCACAUCGCUGUGUCGAUGGGACAUAAGAUGGCGGUCGAAAUACUGCUGAAGUCCGGCUGCCACGUCAGCUUACAGGACUGCGAGGGCAACACGCCGUUGCACGAUGCGAUUUCAAAGAAACGCGAAGACAUCAUGCAGCUCCUACUGCAACGUGACGCCGACAUCUUAUUGGCUAAUAACAACGGUUUUAAUUCGCUGCAUCACGCGGCCCUCCGAGGCAACCCCCAAGCGGUUCAAGUUCUGCUGGAUAACCUCAUGAGCUCGCAACUGCCACGAUGGUGGAUCGUCGACGAGAAGAAAGACGACGGCUACACCCCGCUCCACUUGGCUGCCCUAAAUAAUCACCACGACGUCGCCAAGCUCUUGAUUUCCAGAGGUAAUGCCGACGUCAACCAGCAAAACCUCAAUAUGCAAACAGCGCUCCAUUUAGCCGUGGAACGUCAGCAUCAGGAAAUCGUCCGACUGUUGGUGAAUUCCGGAGCGAACUUGAACGUCAAGGACAAGGACGGAGACACAGCGCUCCACGAAGCUCUCCGCCACCAUACGCUCGAGCAGCUGAAGCACCUCCAAGGAACUGCCCUCAGCGUGAACGUGGCUCCCUUGACGUCUAGUGCAUCCAGCAUCAAUUCGAACAUCCCUGCGUUGAACGUCGGCUUGAGCGCCAAAGCGAAUCAGAGCUCCCAGGACGCGUCGUUGGACGCGGGGAAUAUCAGCGCACAGAUCGCUAAAUAUCUCGUGAAUUUCGGCGCAGAUCUCGAGGCCAGGAACAAGAAACAGCAGACCCCUCUAGAUUUGUGCCCUGACCUGAACCUGCGAGCGGUACUGAUCAAAAGUCAGCGGCAGAUCCCGCAACAGGCCUCGGAAGAGGAGAAUGCUUAUGCGACCGUGGGAAUCCCCCCGACCGAGGCGAUGGCCGCUCUGAGUUUCUCUUGCCGGAACCUGCCGCCAGUCCCCACGUUGGGUCUGACUUCGCGGCAAACACCGCAGGCGAGGAUUCCAUCUCCACAACAAUUCCCACCGAAAGUCGCCAGGCAGAAACUAACCUCAACGGCUAACUUCGGCGCCGACGAGUGCAUGCUCUGCUCCGAGCGGCCUCCAUGCACGAUGUUCCUACCUUGCACGCACAUUGUAUCGUGCGAAUCGUGCUCCCCUCGAAUCAAGAAGUGUCUCUCGUGCCAAGCUCCCGUGCAGCAACGGAUAAAGAUUGAGGAGUGCGCGGUGUGCACCGAUAAAUUGGCGUCGGUGCAAUUCUCUCCGUGUAAUCAUGUUCUGGCUUGCGAAGACUGCGCGAAACUCAUGAAGAAAUGCAUCAAAUGCAAAACCGACAUCGUCAUGAAAACCGAACUCAACCGGCCCGCUUUGCACGAAGGAAACACGGUGGAAGGCGUCCGGAAUAACUGCGCCUCUGCGCGACCGGCCCCGACUUCGGCCGCGGUGAAGAUGAAGGACAACAAUGUGUACUUGAGCAGCCUGCCCUCUACGUCGAAACAUCGAGAGAACGACGAUAGGGAAAAGCAGAAACUCCUCCAGGAACUCAACGAUUUCCGGGAGAAGACGACCUGCCCUGUGUGUUUCGAUCGUUGGAAAAACAUGGCGUUCCUCUGCGGUCACGGAACUUGUCAAGCAUGUGGCGACAGGAUUCACGAGUGUCCGAUCUGCCGCAAGAAGAUCGAAACGCGAAUACUGCAAUACUGAACGCACUGCCGGACCUUCACGCAUCCAGUGAGCGGCGGCUAUAAGCUCGAGGAUCCACUUUCCAUCGCGAUAUGGAACUUUUUCGAAUAUAAAUGCCAUGAACCCAGGAAGAGAACUCGAUCUCAAAACGUAAAUUGUUCCGCGGGACAUGCACCUGCAGGGAACCACGACCCGUCAUCUGGCGGAGAACGGAGCGUGGUUCACUUGGGUCUGUACAUCACAGUGAUGAUU
Molecule: messenger RNA, 3564 nt
Organism: Galendromus occidentalis (western predatory mite)
Lineage: Eukaryota; Metazoa; Arthropoda; Arachnida; Mesostigmata; Phytoseiidae
Gene: mib1
Product: E3 ubiquitin-protein ligase mind bomb 1
Exons: 12
Coding region: 10-3333 (1107 amino acids)
Biological process (GO): Notch signaling pathway; endocytosis; protein ubiquitination
Cellular component (GO): cytoplasm
Molecular function (GO): protein binding; ubiquitin-protein transferase activity; zinc ion binding
Source: RefSeq, a predicted model, not a curated record